Messenger RNA from Anisakis simplex (herring worm), 876 nucleotides. The record is from the annotation of a GenBank genome assembly. Lineage: Eukaryota; Metazoa; Nematoda; Chromadorea; Rhabditida; Anisakidae.
AUGGGAGUGGGAAUUCUGUUGCACGUGGCCGAAAUUUUCUCAUGUGUUCAAUUGUGGAAUGCCUAUCCAGGAUUCUAUUUUAUUGCACACUUUUCUGCAGUCGACAUUCUUUUGUUACUCCAGUACGGUAUUUGGGGUGGUGCGGUGGUGCUCACACAUAGUGAGAUAACAACGCCUGGUCAGCGAAUUUUUGUGAACAUUUUUAUUAAUUUCACAUGGUAUGUGGUGUUGUAUUAUAACCCUUAUGGAUACAGUGUGACCGGUGACUGGAAAGCAUACUUGAAUAAUGGUUCGAGAACCUAUUAUACGAUAUUUAAUGGAUUAACAGUAUUACUGAAUUUCGUCAUUUAUGUUUUGGUGAUGAUCGAACUCGUGAAAAUAACACGCAAACGACGAUUGAUUGUCAAAGCUUCAUCAACGGGCGUUAUUGAUAACCAUCGGAUGUCAGCAACACUAGGCACACGGAAUGCUCCCGCAAAUGAGCGCGGUACAACGAUCGACAACUUUCGACGAUCUGCGGAAUUUGGCCUUUUAUUGUCGUGUUUCACCAGUUGGAUUGGCUUCAUCUUCCAGCAAAUGUUGAUCAAUUGGUUGCAUGUCGAAGCGCAUUUGGAAGAUUUUCUCAUAAACACCGCAUUUAUGACACAAUGUUGGACAAAUACACUGAUGAGAGCUUUCUUGAGCAUUUUACUACGUCAGAAAAUGAUGAACUUAUUGAAAGAUUUGAUUUGUUGUGGUUCGUUAAAGAGACAUUUUUCUUGUGCGGCUCAGCGCAUUCCGUUGGUAUCUUAUGUACGCAAUUCGAAUGUAAAAAUGUUCACGACAACACAACACCCGAAGACGCAAAAGGUUAGUGAUGUUAACCAUCAGGUCUGA